Messenger RNA from Radiomyces spectabilis, 999 nucleotides. RefSeq lists its product as uncharacterized. Lineage: Eukaryota; Fungi; Mucoromycota; Mucoromycetes; Mucorales; Radiomycetaceae. The coding region runs from base 160 to 780 and encodes 206 amino acids. The transcript is spliced from 2 exons. Gene Ontology annotation, biological process: regulation of transcription by RNA polymerase II. Gene Ontology annotation, molecular function: DNA-binding transcription factor activity, RNA polymerase II-specific; RNA polymerase II cis-regulatory region sequence-specific DNA binding. The record is from RefSeq and is a predicted model, not a curated record.
UGUGUGUGUGUGUGUGUGUGUGUGUGUGUGUGUGUGUGUGUGUGUGUUUUCUGUGGAUGACGGUGUAUUCGAUGAAUGACCAUUGAAUCUUUUUAUUUACUUUGAACUUGCAUUCACUCUAUAUAUGUGUUCCAUCCUCCAGUAGAUUUUCAAGCUCCCAUGUAUCACGUCCAGGCACCCGACAAUGUUUCACCUGUCAGGAAAACCGAGUUUAUCCCCUAUCAACAAGAGCAUUAUUCACCAUCGAAAUCAGCGAACCGUGCACGAUCCAAAGGCAGUCUAACCAAUUCGGUCCGAUCUUCCAGCGGGGAUACCGAAGAUUCGUCUCAUGACGACGAUCAUGCGAAACAUAACAAAAAACGGAAAAUGCAAUCCAGUAAAUCCAUAGACGAUGAAGAAAAACGAAAGAACUUUCUGGAAAGGAAUCGACAAGCUGCUUUAAAAUGUCGGCAACGCAAAAAGCAAUGGCUUUUAAAUCUGCAAUCUAAAGUGGAGUAUCUCACCAAUGAUAACGAGCAGCUUCAGCUUCAGGCCAACGCCAUGCGGGAAGAAUUGAUGGGGCUUCGUAGUUUACUGUAUGCUCACAAAGAUUGUCAACAUGUGAAUAAGCAAGCCGUGUUCGAUGCAAUUCAUCGUCCCGUGGCGGGGAUGCCUCCGAUGGCGCCCAAUCCCAUCAAUAUGUAUCCACAACCACUACUCCCCACUCAUCCUACCGCUCCUGGAUCUACCAUGGCAAUACCCCAACAACUCGGCCGCGCUCCUCUUCAGCGUCUAUCAUAAAAUGCUAGCAUCUCCGUGUAUAAUAUCAACUAAUUCCUUGUUUCUUCAAAUUUGUUUCAUCUUCACCCAAGUUACUUUUGAGUCCAUCUUUUCUAAUUCUUUUUUUUUUGCCGACACUUUGAUUUCCUUUCCCCAUUUAAAUCGUUCUUCUUUGUUCAUACUGCCUAAACUUUUGUUUUUAAUUGAAUUCGAAAGAAAUAUUAAGCCAAUAUCUCGUUA